AAUUUCAUGUUGGGUUCAAAGCUCAGGUAUAGUUUAUGUAUAGGUUUAGGUUUAGUAAGGAUAAUGGUAAGCUGACCCGGAAGAUCACCAAGUGUUUUACAAACAAGUUUGAUGGACCAUACUACAGUUGGAGCUGUGUGCCAAGUGGAAAAAAAGAAAGAUACUUCCUUGAAUUCGCGUCUGAUGGUACUUCGCGUCGGUCUAAGCUAUCUCAAGAGGAGGAUGAUGAGAUCUUUCUUCAGUCUACUGUCACAAAUGAUAGAAGGGAGUACUUUGGAGUUGGAAGCUUAAGGAUUUACAUCAAUGGGAAGCAACGUGAAGUAGAGGCACUGCGGGUCGCAGCUAAACAAGCAGCUGAGAUCAAGCACUUGACGAUGGUGAAGAAGUACUUGAGUGAAACUGACACUAGUUUCUUGGCCUUCCUCAACUCCCAAUCAACUCUGCGGAUGAUCAUUCAGAAGUUUAGUAAGGAUAAUGGUAAGCUGACCCGGAAGAUCACCAAGUGUUUUACAAACAAGUUUGAUGGACCAUACUACAGUUGGAGCUGUGUGCCAAGUGGAAAAAAAGAAAGAUACUUCCUUGAAUUCGCGGAAGUUGAAUUAGGAAGACCGCCUACUAUUGGAGAAGUGUUCAUCAGGACUCAUACCAAGAAGGACGGGACAUUUGUGGAUAGGACGUCUACUGUCACAAAUGAUAGAGGGGAGUACUUUGGAGUUGGAAGCUUACGGGUUUACAUCAAUGGGAAGAGUAAGUACCCACAAAGCACUUCUUCUUUCACAACCCUGCAAUCACAGCUUAAGGAUGCUAACUGCAAGAUAGAGGAACAAGUAGCUCUACAAGCAGAACGUGAAGUAGAGGCGAUGCGGGUCGCAGCUAAACAAGCAGAUGAGAUUAAGCACUUGAUGAUGGUGAAGAAGUUUAGUAAGGAUAAUGGUAAGCUGACCCGGAAGAUCACCAAGUGUUUUACAAACAAGUUUGAUGGACCAUACUACAGUUGGAGCUGUGUGCCAAGUGGAAAAAAAGAAAGAUACUUCCUUGAAUUCGCGGAAGUUGAAUUAGGAAGACCGCCUACUAUUGGAGAAGUGUUCAUCAGGACUCAUACCAAGAAGGACGGGACAUUUGUGGAUAGGACGGUGCAGGAAAUCCAUGAGGCAUAUCUCAAGAACAAGGCAGCUAAGUUGGCUGACCUUCAUGAGAAUGAUGAAUAUCUACUUUUGUCAUAUUAUUGCUUUGAUCAUCUAUUAAGGACUAAUGUUUUUACUUUUCUUACGCAGUCUACUGUCACAAAUGAUAGAGGGGAGUACUUUGGAGUUGGAAGCUUACGGGUUUACAUCAAUGGGAAGCGUAAGUACCCACAAAGCACUUCUUCUUUCACAACCCUGCAAUCACAGCUUAAGGAUGCUAACUGCAAGAUAGAGGAACAAGUAGCUCUACAAGCAGAACGUGAAGUAGAGGCGAUGCGGGUCGCAGCUAAACAAGCAGAUGAGAUUAAGCACUUGAUGAUGGUGAAGAAGUACUUGAGUGAAACUGACCCUAAUUUCCUGGCCUUCCUCAAGUCCCAAUCAACUCUGCGGAUGAUCAUUCAGAGGUCCAAGCUACAAGUUCUGCUGCUAAUCCUGACGUAUGAUAAUUCUUAAUUGAAAUCGAAAUUAGCAGGCUAAAUCGAUAAAUAAACCUCUAAUUAGUCG
Messenger RNA from Arabidopsis arenosa, 1688 nucleotides. The record is from the annotation of a GenBank genome assembly. Lineage: Eukaryota; Viridiplantae; Streptophyta; Magnoliopsida; Brassicales; Brassicaceae.